Messenger RNA from Pyrenophora tritici-repentis Pt-1C-BFP, 939 nucleotides. Its product is annotated as nuclease PA3. Gene Ontology annotation, molecular function: nucleic acid binding; endonuclease activity. The record is from RefSeq and is a predicted model, not a curated record. NCBI's taxonomy places the organism in Eukaryota, Fungi, Ascomycota, Dothideomycetes, Pleosporales, Pleosporaceae. Gene Ontology annotation, biological process: DNA catabolic process.
AUGUUUAUCAGAGGCGUUUUAACAGGAGCGACACUCCUAGCUGCCACUACAGCAUGGAACACCGACGUUCAUAAUCAGAUUGGCUUCAUGGCGGAGACUUUCUUCACGCCUCAAACAACGUUGAUACUCGCCAAGAUUCUCGAACCCAAGUAUAACGGCUCAGUCGGGCGCGCUGCAGCAUGGGCAGAUGGGUACGCGCAUACCAGCGAAGGCCAUUUUUCUUACCAGUGGCAUUGGAUAGACACACACGAUAAUCAACCCGAAUCGUGCCACCUCGACUAUGUCCGCGACUGUGCGAAGGGAGGGUGCGUUGUUAGCGCUAUUGCGAACCAAACGGGCAUAUUGCGGGAAUGCAUAACUCAGGUCCAGGACGGGAAGUUGGCUGGAGGCACCAAUCUGACGUGUUCUUAUGCGUUGAAAUGGGUGGCUCAUUUCCUUGGGGACAUUCACCAGCCGCUGCAUGCCAGUGGACGAGCUGUCGGUGGUAAUACGUACAAGGUGGUCUUUGGAAACCAUUCGACCCAACUGCAUGCUGUCUGGGACGGUUUCAUACCAUACUAUGCAGCCGAAGCUAGCCAUCCGUUCUCGAACCAGUCCCUAGAUCCUUUCUUCGCCGAUCUCGUUACCCGCAUUCGUAAAGAUCAGUUCUACUCGGCACCAUACAUGUGGCUAUCUUGCACGAAUCCUUCAACGCCGAUAGAUUGCGCGACAGCCUGGGCGAGAGAGAGUAACAAGUGGGACUGCGAUUACGUAUAUAGUCGCGUACAGAACGAUACCGAUCUUGGGACAAAUGGGUACGCAGCAGGAGCAGUUCCCAUCGUGGAGCUGCAAAUUAGCAAGGCUGCGCUCAGGCUGGGUACAUGGCUUAACAAGCUUGUGGAGGGAUCUAUAGAAGGAUCAAAGUAUGCUACGGAUGAACAGGAGAUCAUCGAGCUAUAG